AUGUCGACCCUGAAAGAGAUCCUCACUCGGCGGCCGGUGGCUGCGACGAUCCGUUUAACAGUUCCGGCGGGAGGGGCGAAGCCGGCGCCUCCAGUGGGUCCGGCUUUGGGUCAGUACAGGCUGAAUCUGAUGGCCUUCUGCAAGGAUUUCAACGCGAGGACCCAGAAAUACAAGCCCGAUACGCCCAUGGCGAUUACCAUAACGGCGUUCACGGACAACACUUUUGAGUUCAUUGUCAAGUCCCCCUCCGUAACGUGGUACCUGAAGAAGGCGGCGGGCAUAGAAAACGGGAGUAGCCGGCCGGGUCACGUGACAGCCUCCACUAUCACCCUCAAGCACGUGUACGAAAUUGCCAAGAUCAAGCAGAGUGAUCCUUUCUGUCAGUACAUGUCCUUGGAGUCCAUUUCCCUACAUUCAAGAAACUGUUUCCAGAAUACGUUGACAAGUAUGAAGAGCAGCUUGCAGCCGAGAAAUCUAAACUUGUGCAGGACACAUCUGCACAUACUCAAGAUGGACUCUGAAACCCUUUGUUAG
Molecule: messenger RNA, 534 nt
Organism: Fraxinus pennsylvanica
Lineage: Eukaryota; Viridiplantae; Streptophyta; Magnoliopsida; Lamiales; Oleaceae
Source: the annotation of a GenBank genome assembly